CGUCAGCUGGUGGAGGCGUGUACCAUGAUGCGAGAAUCAGCAGCCUAGCCAACAACCACCAACAUCGGCGGUUGCAGCCUUUCGCGCAGAUGUAAAUCUGUACAUCUCAAAAUACCUCACCAGUGCCCGUGUGUCAAGUGCACUAAUGAGAACUAUUUGACAAAAAACACUGUCUUUAAACAUAAUUCAAACUAAUAUUCUGACGGUAGAUCCGUAAGGGCCCACACAAUCUGCGCACUUGAAAUCGUCCGGUCAGAUCAGAUCAGAUCUGCCUUCAACCUUGCUGUCCUACCGCAUGUCACCUUAAAUGCUUUUCGAUCAGAGAUUUUCCGAGUCGGACAGACAAACUGGAAAAGAUGCGGAAGGACGUGAGGAUAUUACUUGUAGGAGAACCCAAAGUAGGGAAGACUUCCCUUAUUAUGUCCCUGGUCACCGAGGAGUUCCCAGAUGUGGUGCCCUAUCGGGCUGAAGAAAUCACCAUUCCUGCCGACGUCACCCCAGAGAGAGUGCCCACACACAUUGUUGACUACUCAGAGGUGGAGCAGACGGAUGAGCAGCUCUAUCAGGAAAUCACCAAGGCCAAUGUUAUCUGCAUUGUCUACUCAGUCAACAACAAGAAGUCCAUUGAAAAGGUCACCAGUCAUUGGAUUCCACUAAUAAAUGACAGAACAGAUAAGGACAGCAGGAUUCCCCUCAUCCUGGUGGGCAACAAGUCAGACCUGGUGGAGCACAGCAGCAUGGAGACCAUCCUGCCCAUCAUGAACAAGUACACAGAGAUCGAGACGUGUGUGGAGUGUUCUGCCAAGAACCUGAAGAACAUCUCGGAGCUCUUCUACUAUGCUCAGAAGGCAGUUCUGCACCCAACCGGUCCACUCUAUUGCCCUGACCAGAAGGAGAUGAAGGUGGCUUGUCUCAGGGCACUCACACGCAUCUUCAAGGUGUCCGAUUUGGACAAUGAUGGCAUCCUUAAUGAUAACGAGCUCAACUUCUUCCAAAGGACAUGUUUCAACAGCCCCCUGGCUGCCCAAGCUCUGGAGGACGUGAAGAAUGUUGUGCGGAAGAACAUAAAUAAUGGAGUGUGUGACAACGGCCUCACGCUCAAUGGGUUCCUGUUCCUACACACACUCUUCAUCCAGAGAGGAAGGCACGAGACCACCUGGACCGUCCUGCGCAGGUUUGGCUAUGAUGACGACCUGGAGCUCCACCAGGACUACCUCUUCCCCCCGUUAAAAAUACCUCCCGACUGUACCACCGAGCUCAACCACAAUGCUUACCUCUUCCUUCAGAGCAUCUUCGACAAACAUGAUAAGGACCGGGACUGUGCCCUGUCCCCAGAGGAGCUGAAGGACCUGUUUGAUGUCUUUCCCUACAUGCCCUGGGGUGCUGAUGUCAACAACACCGUCUGCACCAACGACCAGGGCUGGAUCACAUACCAGGGCUACCUCUCCCAGUGGACGCUAACGACAUAUCUAGAUGUGCAGCGGUGCCUUGAGUACCUGGGUUACCUUGGUUACUCCAUCAUUGCUGAACAGGAGUCCCAGGCAGCUGGCAUGACAGUGACUCGGGACAAGAAGAUUGACCUGCAGAAGAAGCAGACCCAGCGCAACGUGUUCCGCUGUAAUGUGUUUGGCGCCAUCGGCAGCGGCAAGAGCGGCUUCCUGCAGGCUUUCCUGGGCAGAAACCUCAUGCGCCAGAGAACAAUAAGUGAAGAGCACAAAUCUUAUUAUGCAAUCAGCACAGCCUUUGUCUACGGUCAGGAGAAGUACUUAUUGCUCCAUGAGGUCUUCCCAGACUUUGAUUUCCUCUCGGACGCAGAGCUGUCCUGCGAUGUUGUGUGCCUAAUCUACGACGCCAGCAACCCCUUCUCUUUUGAGUACUGUGCAAAAGUCUUUAAGCAAUACUUCAUGGACAGCAAGACGCCGUGCAUGAUGGUGGCGUCCAAGGCGGACCUGCCCGAGGUGAAGCAGCAGUACGCGCUGACCCCACUGGAAUUCUGCCGCAAGCACAAGAUGCCGCCGCCGCAGUCGUACACCUGCAACACGGCCGCCGCGCCCAACAGGGACAUCUUCAUCAAGCUGACCACCAUGGCCAUGUACCCCCACGCUCGUCUGCGCUGCAUGUGCACGUGCAACCGGUGCACCUUCUGUCUCUGUCAGAACUUCCUCAACUCUGAGCUGAUGCAGACUGUGAAGGCCAAAAUCUACACCGUCAUUUUCAGCAGGCACAUGACGCAGGCGGACCUGAAGAGCUCCACCUUCUGGUUGAAGGCAAGCGUUGGAGCCACAGUGUUUGUGGUGCUGGGCUUUGCCAUGUACAGGGCCAUGCUCAGGUCCCGGUGACUGAGCCCCCAACAACCUCUCCCUGCAGGUUUCUCCCAACGUCAAACACAAACAAACAUUCUCCAAACGAAGACUUAAGAGUUUCCACUUAGAAAAGCUAUGUGUCAUUUUGUACAUGGGUGUGUAUAAUGCUCUGCCCUCUGUGGCAAUAUCAUAGGUAUUUAUAUUUAUACUGACUUGAUAGAGGAGUCAAUGCCCACACACUAUGUUGAAUUUCUCUUCUCAGUUGUCUGACUCUUGAAAUAGGUAACAGGAGACCUUGGAUAUCCUUGUGAAUAAUGUACAUUGUUAGUGUAUAUACAUAUAUAUUUAUCUUUCCCCAUGAAAUGGUGUAAAACAAAGGAGUCAUGAUGGAUAAUAAGCUUUCAUACAUCAGCUGUAAUGCACAAAUGGGCUCCUGAAGUGUUAUAUUCAGUUGUUUGAGAUUAGUUUUGCAGGCAGGUUUCUGAAAGCCACAGGUGGGCCAGAGGUGAUUCAUAUUACCAUUAUGUGCACUGAUGGUCAAAUAAGACCAGAAGACUUGGAAAUGAAGGACUUAGAACAGGUAAAUACAUAAGCUAGAUAACAUAUUUCAAUAUAUACUUCAAUUAAUUCUUCCCAGUUGGUAGUUUUGCAUGUGUGAUCAUGCAUCAAGAAGUGUUCAUAUUAUAUAGUGGCCAGUGGGGUGGACACUCAUCUGGCCAGUCAUCCCAUGCACCCUGGCACCAUGUGUAUGUGAAAGGUUCAUCAUGCUUUAACACAAGACCUGCAUCUGUUAGACUGGAUGUGCAUGCUGUGUCAUCUCCUCAGACACGUGCUCUUGCAAGGAGAUCAGCGACCAACUACAUUCCUCUGUGUUGUGAAAGAGAUCCCUCUCCCGCACCUUACGAACACCAUCAGUUGAGAGUUUGUUCAAAGUUAGUUUUUGUUUCUUUUUCAUACUUUCCAAAGUUUACAAUAAAUGGUUGCUGCUAAAGCCA
Messenger RNA from Alosa sapidissima (American shad), 3298 nucleotides. It is a transcript of the gene rhot1b, whose product is annotated as ras homolog family member T1. The record is from RefSeq and is a predicted model, not a curated record. Lineage: Eukaryota; Metazoa; Chordata; Actinopteri; Clupeiformes; Clupeidae. The transcript has 20 exons. Bases 357 to 2339 code for a protein of 660 amino acids. Gene Ontology annotation, molecular function: GTP binding; calcium ion binding; GTPase activity. Gene Ontology annotation, cellular component: mitochondrial outer membrane. Gene Ontology annotation, biological process: mitochondrion organization; mitochondrion transport along microtubule; small GTPase-mediated signal transduction.